Molecule: messenger RNA, 3228 nt
Organism: Sarcophilus harrisii (Tasmanian devil)
Lineage: Eukaryota; Metazoa; Chordata; Mammalia; Dasyuromorphia; Dasyuridae
Product: gastrula zinc finger protein XlCGF26.1-like
Exons: 4
Coding region: 185-1999 (604 amino acids)
Biological process (GO): regulation of transcription by RNA polymerase II
Cellular component (GO): nucleus
Molecular function (GO): DNA-binding transcription activator activity, RNA polymerase II-specific; RNA polymerase II cis-regulatory region sequence-specific DNA binding
Source: RefSeq, a predicted model, not a curated record
CCCAGAAGCAAGGAGAGGAAUCUGGGGUUCCGCCGGAAGCCGGAAGCGCCACGCUAUCUCUGAGCAGGCGCAAUUGGGAAGUGGCUGUUAAUCUUUUCCACUGACUAAGGAGGAGGUUGGGGCGAUAUGAUCGCCGCAGGGUGAUUUAUGUAGUCCCUUUCAUCUCUCAAGCUCAGAUCCUGUGAUGUUUCAGAAAUUACUGACAUUUCAAGAUGUUGCUGUGGAAUUCACCCAGGAGGAAUGGAGCUAUUUGGAUCCUGGCCAGAAGGACAUGUACAGGGACGUGAUGCUGGAAAACUAUGAGAACUUUGUCUUUCUUGGGCUUUCAGUAACUAAACCAACUGUGAUUUCUCGGCUGGAGAGACAUGAAGCCCCCUGGCUAUCAAGGGAAGAAGACCCCAGAUGCAUUUCUGAGGAUUCCCCUGCUGAAAAAAGAGAAUGUGAAACCAAAGAGUCAAUUCCAAAAUAUUGUAUUACUACCGGAGCGACAUCCAAACAGGGACUCAUAAAGGAUGAUUUCUACAAAUCUAAAUUGGGAGCAGCUCGGAAUUAUGACACUGGAUUAGAAAGGCAGAUAAACAACCUAGAAAGACAGUCCAUGAAGCUAGUAAUGAAGCAUAACAAAACUUCAUGUAGCAGAAUUUCCGUUGUGAAGAAUUUUUGUAAGUUUUAUAAGUACAAGAAGCCUUUCAAUUACCACUCAAAACUGAAUCAUUCCCAUAGAGUGUGUUCUCAAGGAGAACCUCAUAGAAUUAAUGAAUGUGACAAAUCCUUACAGAUCAGUUCAUGCUUUAGUGUACAGGGAGGAAUUCAUGCUGGAGUGAAAGCUCAUAAAUUUGGUGAAUAUGAUAAUGCAUCUGGCUGCAAACCAUACCUUAGUGUUCCACAGAAAAAUCUUCAAGAAGAAAAGCCUAUUAAACAAUAUAAUAAUGGUAGUAAAACUUUUAGGCAGAGGAGAUAUUUUUCUCAACAUAAUAGAGUUUCUUCUGAAGAGAAACCCUAUAACUGUACCAAAUGUGGGAAAACUUUCAGCCUUAAGGAAAUCUUUAUUAAACACAAGAAAAUUCAUACUGGAAUGAAAUCCUAUAAAUGUAAUGAAUGUGGAAAAUCCUUCCCUCGGAUCGAUCACCUUAAGAGACAUGAGAAAAUUCAUACUGGAGAGAAGCCAUUUAUAUGUAAAGAAUGUGGAAAAGCCUUCAUGUUUAAGGGAAUCCUUCAUAUACAUGAGGCAAUUCAUUCUGAAAAGAUGCCUUAUAAAUGUAAUGAAUGUGGGAAAGCCUUCAAACGCAAGGGAACCCUGAAUAUACAUAAGAGAAUUCAUACUGGAGAGAAACCCUUUAAAUGUAAUGAAUGCGGAAAAGCCUACACUCAGAAGUAUCGCCUUAAUAUGCAUAAAAAUGUUCAUACUGGAGAGAAACCCUAUAAAUGUAAUGAAUGUGGAAAAACUUUCACUCAGAAGUAUCACCUUAAUAUGCAUAAGAAAAUUCAUACUGGAGAGAAACCAUAUAUAUGUAAAGAAUGUGGGAAAGCCUUCAUGUUUAAGGUAAGGCUUGAUAUACAUGAGGUAAUUCAUACUGGGCAUAAGCCCUAUACAUGUAAUGAAUGUGGGAAAGCCUUCCGCCAGAAAGGAGGCCUUAGUUCACAUAAGAGAAUUCAUACAGGAGAGAAACCCUUUAAAUGUAAUGAAUGUGGAAAAGCCUACCAGCAGAAGGCAGGCCUUAAUUCACACAAGAGAACUCAUAGUGGAGAGAAACCCUUUAAAUGUAAUGAAUGUGGAAAAGCCUAUCAGCAGAAGGCAGGCCUUAAUUCACACAAGAGAACUCAUAGUGGAGAGAAACCCUUUAAAUGUAAUGAAUGUGGAAAAGCCUUCAGGGACAAGACAGGCCUUACUUCACAUAUGAGAACUCAUACUGGAGAGAAACCAUUUAAAUGUAAUGAAUGUGGAAAGGCCUUUAGGGAGAAAAGAAGUCUUACUUCACAUAGGAAAAGUCAUAAUUGAUAUGAAACUAUGUAAUGAAUGUGGAAAAGCCUUCAAAGUUAAGGAACCUCUUAAUAGACAUAAGAAAACUCAUACUGAUGUGAAACUAUGUAAUGAAUGUGGAAAAGUCAUCAAAUGUAAGGAAAACCUUAAUUUACAUAAGAGAUUUCACGUAGGAGAGAAACCUUAAAAAUGCAAGGAAUGUGGAAAACUGUUGAAGUGUAUAGAAACUUUAAAAAAUAAAGAAAUUCCUUCUGGAGGGAAAUCCUUUUAAUGUACUGAUAUUGAAGCCUUGUCUUCUGGGUGUCAUUAUCCCUGUUAUGGAGAAAGAAGGUAAAACUUUACACAUCCUAGGUAGAGUCCUCCUGCUUAACAAGGUUGUUUCUUGUCCUUCAUUCCUGAAGGUUAAUUACCUCAGGGAGGGGAUGUCCUGAGAGAAAAAUAAAUUAGACUGAGGGAGGGAAGGCUGUGCAAGGUUACCAGCCUGCCUUUGUUCUCCAGAACCAUCUGGGUCCAGUGGCCAGAUAACAGUUCUGGAUGAUUGGAAAUAGCCCUGGAAGCAGGAGGAGGCAUUAAGUUAGCAUCUUUAACAGGUUUGACUAGGAAUGCCUAUUCAGUGAUUAAGGCUGGUAAGGCUCUGGUGAUCAGAAGAACUGGGGAGAAUCCUGGCUUUCUGACUUAUUGUCUUCCUCACUUAGGGUAACUUAUUCAACUUUUUCUGGGCCUCAGGUUCCUCAUUUCUAAAGUCAGGGGUUUGAACUAGACAAGGGCAUCUUAAGUUAUUUUGCAACUCCAUGUACCAGCCUGCCUGUACCUGAGAGUUUUAUCAGCAGGGUUUCACCCUUUUGGGGGUUCAUAUCAUUGCUUAAUAAUACUUUAGAAAAAGUGUUUUCUAAACUUUAAUAGAAAUUUGGUUUCUGGUUUUUCUGGUUUGAUUGUUUUUCACAUUUUAUGUUUUAUUUCAUUAAUUAGUAUUACUUCAAUAAGAGUAUGGUUAGGAAAAGUCAUGGUUUGAAUUUUUUUCUUAUCUUUUCAAAAGAAUAUUCAUCCUGUUGUACCAGUUUCCUUUUAUGGUCCUGCCUCAAUUUUCCUGAGGCUUUCACUUCUUCUUCAGUUUCCCUGAAUUGUUCUUCCUCCAUUCCUUGAAUUGUUCUGCCUUCAUCCCUGGGGUUCCAACACCACCAGUCCCUCCUAAUCAUCAGGAUGUUUGAUCCAGAUAAGGAGAAAGACCUAUCUUAGACAUCAUGACC